AUGAAGUUCGUCGCAUUGUCCGCGAUUGGUGUGGUGUUGCUUGCGCUACAACUGACCAGCGCAGCUCCGGCGGAGGAAGUGAAACCAAGUGAGCAGCUACCGUCGAAAGCCGACCUAGUGAAACCAGUUACCCAGGUGGAGCAGCUUCCAGUGGCUGCCGUCAAGACGGAAACCGAGGCCCUAGCACCCGAGACGGCCCAGGAGAGCGAACAGGAUGCGGUCCUUGCGGGUGCCGCCGAAGUGAGCAGCUUUGUGGAGGAAACCGCUGCCGAAGACGAGGUUGCUUUGGAAAGUAGUGAACUGGACUCGAGUUUCCGCAGCAAGCGAUCGGUUGCGUGUACUGAGGUCGUUGGGGAUGAUGGCGUUACGCGCACGGUUUGCGCACCGGAUCAGGAAGCGGAGAGCAGUGUGAUGUCGGAGCGAUCGUACGGUGGACACCACGGCGGCCAUGGAUACGGCCACGAGCAGAAGGGCCACGAGGCGCACGGUUACGGCCACGGAGGUCACGAGCACAAGGGUCACGAGGCGCACGGUUACGGCCACGGAGGCCACGAGCACAAGGGUUACGGACACGAGAUGCACGGCCACGGAGGACACGAGCACAAGGGUUACGGACAUGAACAUAAGGGCUACGGACACGAGCAUAAGGGCCACGAGCAUAAGGGAUACGGCCACGAACACAAGGGUUACGGACACGGUGGUGGUCACGAGCAUAAGGGUUACGGUCACGAGCAUAAGGGAUACGGUCACGAGCAUAAGGGAUACGGACAUGAGCAUAAGGGCCACGAACAUAAGGGCUACGGACAUGAGCAUAAGGGCUACGGACAUGGCGGCGGUCAUGAGCAUAAGGGUUACGGACACGAGCACAAAGGAUACGGACACGAGCAUAAGGGCUACGGACACGAACAUAAGGGCCACGAACAUAAGGGAUACGGCCACGAACAUAAAGGCUAUGGACACGAGCAUAAAGGCCAUGAGCAUAAGGGGUACGGACACGAGCAUAAGGGAUACGGACACGAGCAUAAGGGUUACGGACACGAGAUGCACGGCCACGGAGGACACGAGCACAAGGGUUACGGACACGAGCAUAAGGGAUACGGACACGAGCAUAAGGGUUACGGACACGAGAUGCACGGCCACGGAGGACACGAGCACAAGGGCUACGGACACGGUGGAGGCCACGAGCAUAAGGGCUACGGUCACGAGCAUAAGGGAUACGGACACGGACACGGCCACGAGCACAAGGGCUACGGCCAUGAGGCACAUGGCCACCACGGAGGUUACGGCCAUCACGGCGGCUACGAGCACAAGAAGUCCCACGCUUACCGGUCGGCCACCUAUUCGCACCCAGUUUCCCAUGGCCACGCCGGAGGAUACGGCGGCCACGCUGAGCCAGUGAAGUGUGGAGCGAACUUGCUCGUCGGAUGCGCACCGUCGGUCGCGAAGGUUCCUUGCCAGCCGGUGCACGACCACGGACACGGACAUGGUGGCUACGGUGGACAUGCGGCCGCCUCGGAGCUGGCCUACCGGUUCGCCGAGCCGCAUCCUUUCGAACAGGAUGAAUAG
Molecule: messenger RNA, 1566 nt
Organism: Anopheles coustani
Lineage: Eukaryota; Metazoa; Arthropoda; Insecta; Diptera; Culicidae
Product: histidine-rich glycoprotein-like
Exons: 1
Coding region: 1-1566 (521 amino acids)
Source: RefSeq, a predicted model, not a curated record